Lachnellula hyalina is the source of this 1137-nucleotide messenger RNA. RefSeq lists its product as uncharacterized. Lineage: Eukaryota; Fungi; Ascomycota; Leotiomycetes; Helotiales; Lachnaceae. The record is from RefSeq and is a predicted model, not a curated record. The transcript has 3 exons. Bases 1 to 1137 code for a protein of 378 amino acids.
AUGGCUAGCUUCCAGACCCAAUCGUUCGAAGAGAUCGACCCCGCCGGCGAUCUCAUCCUCAACAUCGUAGAAUACGACUACGCAACAUACAACGCCAAUGGCGGACACCCACCACUCCGCACAGCAUGCUUCAAAGUCUCCCGCCAGACCCUGCUCGACGUCGCCGGCAACGAUUACUGGAAGCGGCUUCUGAACGGCAGUUUCCAAGAAGCCAACAGCAACGAAGUCACGCUCAAAGACGACAGUGUUGCAAGCAUGGAGCUCUGGCUGCGUGUCUUCCACGGCACCUUGGUUGAAGACUCGUACCUCAUACCCGUCGAGCAGAUCUGGCACGCGAUCGAGUUGAGCCGCAAGUAUCUGUUCCAUCUGGAGAAGCUGAAUGCGUGGUUCGAGACGUAUUGGACGAAGUUGGACAAGAAGAGUCUCGAGACGGAUGAUUUGAGGGCGCUGUUGUUUCCGUGUCAGGCGCUCGAACAUGCUGGCGCUUUUGCGUAUGUUACGAAGCGACUGGCUAACGAGGUAGCGAUUCACAUUGAGGAGCUCAAUCCCACACGCUUUCGUCAUCUUCGUUGCGAAGGACGGGUUAUCCAACAACUGAAUGCUGUACGGGGAAGCAUGAGAGGCAAGAUCAUCGCUGGUCUCUUCGAACCACUCAACGAUUUCUGCCGUCUCAAAUGCGAUGUGCACGAGAAGUGCAUCGCAGCGUAUCUCGAAGGCGUCAAGAGAACGGAAAUCUGGCCACUCCAACACCAGCACCACAAGUCGAACAAGGAUGUGACUGACAGCAUCGGCUUUCUCCACUGGAAAUGCUCGAUUCCAAAAGGCGCAUGCUAUCUCUGCCAAAACCAGCUUAGCGGAGCGAAUAUCAGGAAGACGAGGAGUGACCUUAUGAGUUACUGGGAGGGUUUGUGUCUCGACUGCAUGGAUAUCUCGCAGCCAAAGACAGGAGACUCUGACACUGAUUACUGGCUGCACAAUCGUUUGCGCAUUUGGGGUUCGAGGUGUAGGUUGAGCCAUACGCGAAACACCUGGUAUUUCUCCUUCAUGGGCCGGCCAGAAGUUAUGACAAAAUUCCAGCAGGAGCAACAGGCAAGAAAGAAGGCUGAGCGAUAUCAUUCUGAUCAAGACACUGAAUAG